Molecule: messenger RNA, 2597 nt
Organism: Bufo gargarizans (Asiatic toad)
Lineage: Eukaryota; Metazoa; Chordata; Amphibia; Anura; Bufonidae
Product: keratin, type II cytoskeletal 4-like
Exons: 10
Coding region: 42-2030 (662 amino acids)
Biological process (GO): intermediate filament organization; keratinization
Cellular component (GO): keratin filament
Molecular function (GO): structural constituent of skin epidermis
Source: RefSeq, a predicted model, not a curated record
GCAAAGGGGCCCACACUCAAUUUCAUUUUUCAGAAUCCAUUAUGGCUUAUUUGCAAAAGCAAGGCAAAAGUGGUGGUGGAAGCAGGGGAUUUAGUACCUGCUCAGUAGGUGGCGGAAGAACAGGAAGCUCCCGAGUUUCUGGUUUUGGAUCAAGAAGUUUAUAUAAUCUUGGUGGAAAAAAGAAAACUUCAAUUAGUGCUACCAGCUAUCACGCUGGGGGAAGCCAUGGUAGUAGUGGAGGAGCGUUUGGUAGUGGUGCAGGAGGAUUUGGUAGUGGUGCAGGAUAUGGUUUUGGUGCAGGAGGAUUUGGUGGUGCAGGAGGAUUUGGUGGUGGAGGAGGAUUCGGUGGGGGAGCAGGAUAUGGUGGUGGAGCAGGAUAUGGUGGUGCAGGAGGAUUCGGUGGGGGAGCAGGAUAUGGUGGGGGAGUAGGAGGAUUUGGUGGCCAUGGAGGUGGCCCUGGUUUUCCUGUUUGCCCACCUGGUGGAAUCCAGGAAGUCACAAUCAACCAAAUCCUUUUGCAGCCAAUGAAUGUGGAAAUAGAUCCAGAGAUUCAAAAAGUAAAAACUCAAGAAAGAGAACAGAUUAAAGUCCUCAACAACAAAUUUGCAACUUUCAUUGACAAGGUUAGAUUCUUGGAACAGCAAAACAAAGUACUAGAGACAAAAUGGAAACUCUUGCAAGAACAAGGAUCAAAGGGUGGUACCAAAAGAAAAAGCUUAGAGCCACUUUUUGAAGCUUAUAUUAGCAAUCUGAGGAAACUUGUUGAAAAAUUAACAAGCGAGAGACCCAAUCUAGACAAUGAACUGAAGCGCAUGCAAGAAAUGGUAGAAGAAUUCAAGAAAAAAUAUGAAGAAGAAAUAAAUAAGCGCACUCAGGCAGAAAAUGAGUUUGUGGUGCUUAAGAAGGAUGUCGAUAAAGCAUAUAUGAGCAAUGUGGAAUUGGAAGGCAAAGUAAAUAACCUGAUAGAAGAACUUCACUUCUUGAGAACUCUAUAUGAUGCUGAGGUCUCACAAACACAAGGAGGAAGUGAGGAUACCUCUGUUAUUCUGUCCAUGGAUAAUAACCGAAACUUCGACGUGAAUAGUAUCAUUGAGGCAAUUAAGGAUCAAUAUGAACAGAUUGCACAGAGAAGCAGAGCUGAAGCAGAAGCAUUAUAUGACCAUAAGUACAAGCAGUUGCAAGCUGCUGCUGGAAAACAAGGUGACAGCCUGCAGAGCACAAAGACUGAAAUUUCAGAACUCAACCGUAUGAUCCAGAGGAUGAGGUCUGAGAUCGAGAGCACGAAGAAGCAUAUUGAAUCUAUAAAAGCCGCCAUUGCUAAGGCUGAGGAACGUGGUGAGCGUGCUCUGAAAGAUGCCAACCAGAAGUUGGCUGAACUUGAAGCUGCAUUACAGAAGGCCAAAGAAGACCUGGCCCGUCUACUGCGUGACCUGCAGGAGCUCAUGAGUGUGAAACUUUCUCUUGAUAUUGAAAUUGCCACUUACAGAAAUAUCCUGGAAGGAGAAGAGGAAAGAAUGUCUGGAGAAGUUGUCAGCAAUGUCACCAUCUCCGUUGCUGGUGGUUCUUCAAGCCACUCUGGUGGAGUAGGAGGAGGAUUUGGCGUUGGUGGAGGAAGUGGAUAUGGCAUGGGAGGUGGAAUAUCAUAUGGAGGAGGCAUGUCUGGCAGUGGAGGGUCAUAUGGAGGAGGCAGCUCUGGCGGUGGAUUAUCAUAUGGAGGAGGCAUGUCUGGCAGUGGAGGGUCAUAUGGAGGAGGCAGCUCUGGCGGUGGAAUAUCAUAUGGAGGAGGCAUGUCUGGCAGUGGAGGGUCAUAUGGAGGAGGCAGCUCUGGCGGUGGAUUAUCAUAUGGAGGAGGCAUGUCUGGCAGUGGAGGGUCAUAUGGAGGAGGCAGCUCUGGCGGUGGAAUAUCAUAUGGAGGAACCAGCAGUGGUCAAUAUGGUGCCUCUCAAGGAAGCCAUUACAGCCAUUCUGGAGGCAGAAGCUCAGAGGUGGUUUCACAAACAUCAACAUCCUCAGUGAAGAAAACAUAUUAGCAUAUUCCAAUGCUCUGGCGCUAGUCACCACCCUUCAACUCCAAACUGCACUAUACUUUUGUCAGUCUGCUCAAAUACAUGAAGCUUCACUAGUAUGUUCAGUUGUAUCAUCCUGGCUCAUAUCUUGUUUGUUCUAAGGGAUACAAUUGACUAUAAUGUAGACAUUCCAUACUUCCUUUAACUAUCUUAGAUAAGUUAUAUCCAUCAGUCGAAUUGUUGAAUAUAUUAUCAGGUAUUUGGGAAGUUAACACCACUGUAUUUGUCAAAACAAAAGAUCAUGACCACAUCAUUUAGAGGGUGACAUGUCCUUUAUAUUCCCUUUGUACGAAUGUAAUUGCACUCAUGUGUAUCCCUGUGACAUAACUAGGUGAGUUUGCUUGUAACUUCUGAGCUAGGUAAUGGAUGGUGCCAGUCCUGUAUGCUCCUGCUUUCUUUGUUUCUGAGAGUUACGUAAGUCAGGGAUCCGGGUGUUCGAUGUAUAUAAAUACUGUUUACUGGAUCUUUCAGCUCCAGGCUCGCAUGUCUUGUCUUUUCUGUAUAUCUUUAAUAAACUGCAUGUGAAUCUUA